AGCAGCCGCUUCUGGCUGGAGCCCGCGGCCGCCACCGUCGGCCGCCGGACAGCCGCGCCGCGGGCGCGCGCCUGCGCCUUCGCGGGGAUGUCGCAGCAGGGCGGGGCCUCGAAGGUCCUGCUGAUGGGCCGGGCCGGCGCAGGCAAGACGUCGAUGAAGUCCAUCAUCUUCGCCAACUACUUGGCACGGGACACGAACCGCUUGCACCAGACAAACUACGGAUAUCGAGCACUCCUCCCUGAAGUUCUUGGGGAACCUGCGCCUGAAUCUCUGGGACUGUGGGGGCCAGGACGCGUUCAUGGAGAACUAUUUCGAGUCGCAGCGCGAGACGAUCUUCCAGGACGCCAAGGUCCUUAUCUACGUGGUGGUCGCGGUCAACGACAGGGCGAAGGGUACCGCCGAGAAUAUCAAGGACUACUACUUCCACCACGCCAUGGACUCGCUGCGCCAGUUCUCCCCCAAAGCUCGCGUGUUCUGCCUGAUCCACAAGCUCGACCUGGUCCACGAGAGCAAGCGGGACGAGGUCCUCAAGAGGUACGAGCAGGACCUGCGUGCCGCCGCGCCGGGGCAGAACGUCACCUGCUUCGGGACCUCCAUCUGGGACGAGACCUUGUUCAAGGCCUGGUCUCAGAUAGUGAACUCGCUGAUUCCUGAGAUUGACCAGCUGAGCUCGCAGCUGGAGCACAUAUGCCGGGUCUGUGAGGCGGACGAGGUCGUCCUUUUCGAGAAAAACACAUUCCUGCUGAUCUCCCACUCGUCGAGGAGAUGCAUCGAGGACUCCCACCGUUUCGAGAAGAUAUCGAAUAUUGUCAAGCAGUUCAAGCUGAGCUGCGGGAAGGUGAAGACGAGUUUCCGCUCGUUCCAGGUGAAGAAUUCGCUUUUCUCGGCGACGAUCGAGCCCUUCCUGCAGCACAGCUUCGUCAUGGUGGUGGUGUCCGACCCGCAGAUACACUCCGCCGCUGUGGCCGCCAAUUUGUGGGCCGCCAGGACCGGGCCACUUCGCAGAGCUCUCGAAGCAGGGCGCCCCCUGGGGCGCCCACCUGUGAGGGCCUCGCACGCGCGCGCGCGCGUGAUGGCGCCGUUCCGCGGCCGCACGGUCGGGGCCACUGCUCCGCGACCCAACGGAUACGGGGCGCUUUUUCCGCGGAUGCCCGCGCGGCACGCAGUCGUUCGACCGCGUCUCCGCGGACCGCGCCCCAGAACCCAGGCCGCGAGGGCGCGGAGACCCACGUGCACUUCGAGCUUGGCCAGUCCCCUGUCGUUCUGCGGCUCUUUCAGCGCGCCCCGCCGCGCGUGCGCUGCGCGGCCUCCCCGCGCAGGCCGGCCGGCCUCCCCGGCGGGGGCACCCGCGUGAGGCCCGCUCGGCGGGGCGCGGGCGGGGCACAGGGCGCGGCCUCCCGCGCGCGCCGCGG
This is a messenger RNA of Prorocentrum cordatum, 1412 nucleotides long. NCBI's taxonomy places the organism in Eukaryota, Dinophyceae, Prorocentrales, Prorocentraceae. The record is from the annotation of a GenBank genome assembly.